This is a messenger RNA of Belonocnema kinseyi, 285 nucleotides long. Its product is annotated as ATP-dependent RNA helicase DBP2-like. The annotation marks the transcript as partial. The record is from RefSeq and is a predicted model, not a curated record. Gene Ontology annotation, cellular component: ribonucleoprotein complex; cytoplasm; nucleus. The transcript has a single exon. NCBI's taxonomy places the organism in Eukaryota, Metazoa, Arthropoda, Insecta, Hymenoptera, Cynipidae. Gene Ontology annotation, molecular function: RNA binding; ATP binding; RNA helicase activity.
UAUACGCUGCCUGCUAUUGUCCACAUAAUUAAUCAGCCACCACUCUCACCUGGAGAUGGCCCGAUUGUCCUGAUUUUGGCACCAACUCGAGAAUUGGCGCAGCAGAUUCAAGAAGUAGCAAACUACUUUGGCGAAACGGCUUCAGUCCGAAAUACCUGUCUUUAUGGAGGAGCACCUAAAGGACCUCAAGCUCAUGAUUUGGAAACCGGAGUUGAAAUUUGUAUUGCAACGCCUGGCCGUUUGAUUGACUUUUUGGAAAAAGGGAACAUUAACUUGCGAAGGUAA